AUGUUUAUUUUAAUUUAUUUACUAGUCUUAGCAUACUCAAUUCAACUGCCAAUAGAAGAAACUGACAAUAUCGAAGUAUUGUAAAUUGGUUCUAGUAACCAAUUCUAGGAAUAAUAAUUGAAUAAAGUUCAGAACAAUUAAUAAUUGUUUCUAUUAGAAAUAGCAAAUUAUUUAGAAGGAACCACAAUAAAUACAUUAUUAGGUAAAAUAAAUGAAUAACUAUAGGUUUAUAAAGCAAAGAUAAUCAAUCAAAACGUAUUCUAAUAGCAACAUUACUUUCAAUCAUAUUAAUAGUGAUAUGCUGUGUACUUAUUCAAUUAAUAUUGGAUAUGUCUAAAAAAUGUAGAAUUAAGUUGAGUAGAGAAAAUACUACAUUGCCAAUUUAAUGA
Molecule: messenger RNA, 389 nt
Organism: Paramecium sonneborni
Lineage: Eukaryota; Ciliophora; Oligohymenophorea; Peniculida; Parameciidae
Source: the annotation of a GenBank genome assembly